UUGCAGGGGCCGAGGGAGAAUACAUCAAAGUGAUGUCAUUCAUGACUCCGAGAUGGUUACCAUGGCAACUAUCAGACAUAUUACGAUGUCAGUAGGGUAAGAACCUGUUUAGUCUUCAAUCAAGGGUUUCCUCGGGCGUUAACCACUGCCUGCAGAGUGUGGACUGGCAGAAAAACCCUCGGGCCCCCCAGCACCAACGCUCCUUAAACCAAGCCCCACAAAGAAGUCACUUCGGCGAUGGGAACGCGGCUUUGCGGCUUCCUGGGCUGCUAAGGUGAAGGACGCCCGCCCUCCCCAGAACUCGAGAGCUUAUUGGUUGGUGAUGUCGUCACUCAGAGUGACAUCAGGGGCAAGGAAAGAGGCGGAGCCGUAGAGACUUGGCUUCUGGCCCUUCUAGCUUGGGGGUCCGGGGAAGGAACUGGGAGGACCUAGGUUGCCGUUCCGCGGAGCCCGGCCGAGGAGGUCCCUAUGUUAACUACUUGAGACAAAAAUAAAUAUGGCCUUCUACAGUUAUAAUUCAGUCUUAGCUAUUGCUCGAACAAGAUUCCCUAGCCAUUUUGUCCAUCCUACCUGCUCUUCUUAUUCCCCAUCAUGUGCAUUUCUUCACUUGCCAGAUUCCCAUUUAAAUAAGACAUGUAUGAAGAACUAUGAGAGCAAGAAGUACUCGGAUCCCAGUCAGCCAGGCAAUACAGUACUUCACCCAGGAACUAGACUAAUACAAAAGCUACACACAUCCACUUGCUGGCUGCGAGAGGUUCCUGGCAAACCUCAGCUGGAGCAAGCCCCAAAACAUCCACAGGUGACGAGCCCUCAGGCCACAAAAGAAACUGGCACGAAGAUUAAAGAAGGCGAACAAUCUUAUAGACAAAAAAUCAUGGAUGAACUUAAAUAUUUUUACAAUGGAUUCUACUUACUUUGGAUUGAUGCCAAAGUUGCUGCCAGAAUGGUUUGGAGGCUGUUGCAUGGACAGGUCCUAACCAGACGAGAGAGACGAAGGCUGUUGAGAACUUGUGUUGAUUUCUUCCGCCUGGUUCCAUUUAUGGUGUUCAUAAUUGUACCCUUCAUGGAAUUCUUAUUACCAGUGUUUCUGAAACUCUUCCCAGAGAUGUUGCCAUCAACUUUUGAAAGUGAAUCCAAAAAGGAAGAAAAACAGAAAAAGAAAAUGGCUGUAAAGUUGGAACUAGCAAAAUUUCUUCAAGAAACCAUGACAGAAAUGGCAAGGAGGAACAGAGCGAAGAUGGGCGAUGCCUCUACACAGCUGUCAUCCUACGUGAAGCAGGUCCAGACAGGCCACAAGCCCAGCACAAAGGAGAUAGUUCGCUUCUCCAAACUAUUUGAGGACCAGCUGGCCCUGGAACACUUAGAUCGCCCUCAGCUGGUUGCCCUUUGCAAACUGCUAGAAAUGCAGACGUUUGGAACCAACAACCUGCUCCGCUUUCAGCUCCUGAUGAAACUGAAGUCUAUAAAAGCAGAUGAUGAAAUAAUUGCCAAGGAAGGGGUGAGGGCAUUGAGUGUAUCAGAACUACAGUCUGCCUGUAGGGCCCGAGGGAUGAGAUCAUUGGGUCUCACGGAGGAACAACUGCGACAACAGCUCACGGAGUGGCAGGACCUCCACCUGAAGGAGAACGUCCCUCCUUCCCUUUUGCUCCUGUCCCGCACCUUCUACCUGAUAGAUGUGAAGCCCAAGCCUAUUGAGAUACCACUCAGUGGGGAGGCUCCAAAGACUGAUAUUCUUAUGGAACUACCUACUUUCACGGAAUCUAAAGAGAACAUAGUGGAUCUUGCACCUCAACUGAAGGGAACUAAGGAUGAAGACUUUAUACAGCCGCCACCAGUUACAUCAUCACCCAUAACACCAUCAACACCAAUUUCAUUACCUAAAGGAUCCAUCACUUCUUCUAAAGAAGCUACACUCCAGGCCAAAUCACAAAUGACGGCCCAGAACAGCAAGGCUAGUUCAAAAGGAGCAUAAGGACUACUUGAGGAUGGAGCUCACUCUCUCCAGCUUCCGGCCCUCAACAGUGGCAUCUGUAAAGGACCUCCCAGCUAAGACUCUCUGUCUGGCUUCAGAGAGUGGAUCACUCGUUUAGCCCAUGGGGCAGUCCUUUGAGGCCUGGUAACCAUUCCAGGUGAUGUGAGUAGUGAGACCAAGUUCAGACCCCUUAUAAAAAUAUAAUUGCAAAGUCCCAUUUCCUCUGUGCCAUUGUCACCCCCCACCAUGUUGU
Mandrillus leucophaeus (drill) is the source of this 2225-nucleotide messenger RNA. It is a transcript of the gene LETM2, whose product is annotated as leucine zipper-EF-hand containing transmembrane protein 2. The transcript is spliced from 11 exons. Lineage: Eukaryota; Metazoa; Chordata; Mammalia; Primates; Cercopithecidae. Gene Ontology annotation, cellular component: mitochondrial inner membrane. The record is from RefSeq and is a predicted model, not a curated record. Gene Ontology annotation, molecular function: ribosome binding. Bases 497 to 1972 code for a protein of 491 amino acids. Gene Ontology annotation, biological process: intracellular monoatomic cation homeostasis.